GACAUUCAGUCACAGAGAGCAAGAAGUGUGAAUGAGUUAGGCAUUAGGCAGAGUGAGAAAGGGAGAUUUGGAAAGUAAUAGCAGGAUUUCUAUUUCAUAUUGCUUGAAAGUAGGAAAAGAGAUUACAACAUACCCGGGAGAGAGAAAAGAAAGGGAGAGUACUCUAUAAUUUCUUUUUUAGACGGGUUUGCCAUACUUCUCCACCCGAGCAAAGAGGUAUAGUGCACUUUGUGGAUUUUUCUUUAAGAAAAGUCGCCUGUAAUUACGCACAAAUCUUUUACACGUGGUGUAUUGGAAACUCCACGCUAAAUAAUUCUUAAUACAUGCAUUUCGGUGUUUUUUUAAAUGCAAAAGUUUCCUUUUUUGUUCAGCGCUGUUUCAGGGACAUUGAGGACAACGGGUUGCAAUGAUAAGGAUUUUGGUAACGUGCGUCUCCAUGGUGUCCAUCAUCGGGAUGGUGGCCGGUGUUCGUAGUGGAUACGGAAUGAGUAUGUUCGCGGCUCAAUCCUCUCCUCCGGACCCGUGUUACGACGAGAACGGAAACCCCAGACGCUGCAUCCCCGACUUUGUGAACUCCGCGUUCGGAAAGGACGUGCGCGUGUCCAGCACCUGCGGCGCUCCUGCGACGCGCUACUGCGUGGUGACCGAGAAGGGCGAGGAAAGAUCGAGGGACUGCAACAUCUGCGACGCCACGGACCCCAAGAAGUCGCAUCCACCCGCGUACCUGACAGACCUCAACAACCCUCACAACCUCACCUGCUGGCAGUCGGACAACUACGUGCAAUACCCGCAAAAUGUGACUUUGACGCUGUCCUUGGGGAAGAAGUUCGAGGUAACUUACGUGAGCCUCCAGUUCUGCUCUCCUCGCCCUGAAUCCAUGGCCAUCUUCAAGUCCAUGGAUUACGGAAAAACCUGGGUGCCGUUUCAGUUCUACUCAACCCAGUGCAAGAGAAUGUACAACAAACCAAGCAAAGCUGCGAUCACCAAGCAGAACGAGCAGGAAGCGAUCUGCACGGACUCGCACACGGACAUGCAGCCGUUAACAGGUGGGCUCAUCGCGUUCAGCACGCUGGAUGGCAGACCCUCCGCGCAUGACUUCGACAACUCUCCCGUUCUGCAGGACUGGGUCACGGCCACCGAUAUCAAAGUGACCUUCAACCGGCUGCACACGUUCGGGGACGAGAACGAGGAUGACUCGGAGCUCGCCAGGGACUCGUAUUUUUACGCCGUGUCUGACCUGCAGGUCGGCGGUCGGUGUAAGUGUAACGGGCACGCAUCGAAGUGCGUAAAGGACCGAGAAGGGAACCUAGUGUGCGAGUGCAAGCACAACACGGCGGGACCGGAGUGUGACAGGUGUAAGCCGUUCCACUACGACCGUCCGUGGCAGCGCGCGACGGCCAGAGAGGCCAACGAGUGUGUCGCCUGUCACUGUAACCUACAUGCCCGCCGCUGCCGCUUCAACAUGGAGCUGUAUAAGCUAUCGGGCCGCAGGAGUGGAGGAGUCUGUCUCAACUGCAGACACAACACAGCCGGGCGCCACUGCCACUACUGUAAAGAGGGCUACUACAGAGACAUGACCAAGGCCAUCUCACACAGACGCGCAUGCAAAGCUUGUGAUUGUCAUCCGGUUGGUGCAGCUGGUAAGACCUGUAACCAGACGACCGGACAGUGCCCAUGCAAAGAUGGUGUGACUGGCAUCACCUGCAACCGCUGCGCUAAAGGAUACCAGCAAAGCAGAUCACCUAUCGCCCCCUGUAUCAAGAUUCCUGUUGCUGCACCAACAGUCACCUACAGCAGUUCACAAGAGCCCACAGACUGUGACUCCCACUGUAAGACUCCCAAGGGCAAGAUGAAGGUUACCAUGAAAAAAUACUGCAAAAAAGAUUAUGCUGUCCAAGUUCACGUGCUGAAAGGAGAUCAGACGGGCGAGUGGUGGAAAUUCACCAUCAACAUCAUAUCCGUCUAUAAGCAGCGUGGACAUCGCAUUCGCAGAGGAGACCAGCUCCUGUGGAUCCGUGCCAAAGACGUGGCCUGCAAGUGUCCCAAAAUUAAACCCGGGAGGAAGUACCUGCUGAUGGGCUCUGACAACGAGGACUCGCGCGGUCAGAGCGGCGUGGUGGCAGACAAGGGCAGCCUGCUCAUCCCGUGGAAGGACCUGUGGGCCCGUCGGCUCAGGAAAUUUCAGCAACGUGUCAAGAGGGGCAAGUGUUAGAAAACAAAAAAAUGGAGGAAAAAACGAGAGAUUUAAGAACUGGAGAGAAGGAAAGAAAAAUAAUGACCCGAGCAACGUCGGAGCAGAUUGAUUGACGAUUGAUCAGAACUGUGGUGAAGGACAACCAGAUGUGCAGUUUUGCCUUCCGUUGUUUAGCGUGUUUUUUUCCCCCCGUCAAGAUUUUAUUUUUUCAUAUCUUCAAUUUUGCUGAAUUUGCACCUACUAUUAAGUAUACAUAUGUAAAGUGGUUUAUGUGUGAUCCUUUCUGGUGUCUCUUUAUAAAGGAUAAAAAAAAGAAAAAGAUACAAGCUACUGAGUCAGUUUAUCUAUGUGAAUGUUUUCCUGAAGAAGAAAUGUGUUGGCGGUCGACAUUUCAAAGAACUAACAGUGGGAUCUAAAAGUCUGAGACACUUUGAAAGUCUGGAUUUAAGACAGAAAGUUGUAGAAUUUUGAAA
Molecule: messenger RNA, 2667 nt
Organism: Carassius carassius (crucian carp)
Lineage: Eukaryota; Metazoa; Chordata; Actinopteri; Cypriniformes; Cyprinidae
Product: netrin-1-like
Exons: 6
Coding region: 407-2212 (601 amino acids)
Molecular function (GO): protein binding
Source: RefSeq, a predicted model, not a curated record